AUGAGUCCCGCGACGCCCAAUGCGGGGGCAUUAGGCCACGCUUCAAAUGACAUACCAACCAACCAACCAUCCUGCCCUGCUCCCCUCCACCAACAUCUGCUAAGCUUCUACGCAGAUCUGCUUGAUAGGCUUUGCUGGCUAUCUAUGCGCUGCGUGAUGAUGAACGCCGUUCAGCAGCGGCUCCUCUUGGUACCUCAAUGCUCAGUGACCUCUGUUGCAGAGCGUACGCACUUUCGAUUGACAUCCACGGGGGGCACGCAUAGAUCGAGUGUACACCAUGAGGUCAAACCGUGGCCGAGAGUCACUUCUCACAACUGGAAUUGGAUACCCACCGGUCUUCUCUUCAACGCCGCGUCUUUCCAUUGUUUGACCAUUACUAUACAUGACACUAUAAGCUUUGCGAAAUGCGAUGGAUCAGUCGAGCAGAUCUGGCAGGUCGGUCAGAAUGGUACUUGGAUCAGGGCGCUGGACAAGCCCGGUUGUCUUACGGUUGGCAACGGUCACGUAACUUUUGGAAAAUGCAAUGAGGAGGAAUGGAUAUAUAGCCGAUAUGGUCUUAUUCAGGAGGUGAGAUCGAGGAUGUGCUUGACGGAAGGUAAAGAUGGCAUGGUCGUGGUGGCGGAAUAUGCCGAGUGGAUGGCAGUUGUGAGCUUUUCUGUAAUGCCGAUUGCAUUUUUCGGCUGGUGUGAAGCGCAAGCAUGGAUACCAGAAGAAGUGAUAGGUGCAAAAUCCUCUCACUCAGGCUUCCUCUCAGUGCUCACCCCUUUUCAGUCCCUCAGAGCCUUUGCCCGGAAGCUAUUUAUCGUCGUGCCAGCGCGGCUAGUAUGCUCGUCUGAAAUCCUUCCCGUGGUCAAGACAUCUAUACCUCAUCUCAUUUGCGAUUCGCGUCGGAUAGCACAAAUGGUCAGUUUUGGCGGGAAAAAUGACGAAAAGCAGAAGCUAGAUAAUGCUGUGAUCUCUGGAUAUGUAUACAUCUAG
Molecule: messenger RNA, 978 nt
Organism: Pseudocercospora fijiensis CIRAD86
Lineage: Eukaryota; Fungi; Ascomycota; Dothideomycetes; Mycosphaerellales; Mycosphaerellaceae
Product: carbohydrate-binding module family 13 protein
Exons: 9
Coding region: 1-978 (325 amino acids)
Source: RefSeq, a predicted model, not a curated record